AUGGCUGACAUUUACAUAUCGAUUCACUAUACUGUUACUUCCGUGGGCGCCUUUUUCAUGGGAAUCUGGAAACCCAUUUUUGAUCGCGAAGUUUCAAUAUCAGGAUCUCGUGUACGGCAAAGAGACAUUUUCGACUCGUCUUCUCACUUAUCGGGAAAAUAUAUUGUUCAUAUUCUUCCAGAAAGUACCGCACUUUUAAAUCCUUUAAAAGAAUCGUACUGUUUGGAACAAUCGUACUCAGAAGUCAUUAUCCCUGUUAAAUUUAAUGCCACUAUUCCAAAUCUUGUUCAACUUAAUCACUAUGAUUUCGACACUAUGGAGAUGACUACCACUAAUUUCACAAAGAAGCAACUUAAAAAGCUAAAAAUGUCUAAUCCUCCAGAAAAAGUGACCGAUCCCCGCAUUUCUUACUAUUCGCUUCCUGUCAACGAACCUGGCCUAUAUAGACUUGGCCAAGUUGUUGAUUCUUCCGGUCUCAAUAUUCGAUUAUAUCGCUCUGACGUCGUUAUCCCUCGUUGCCCGUCAGCCUACAUUUUUAGCGGAAGAGAAAAUGGCGACUCCCAUUUGUGUAUCGGCGAUGUUGAUCUUCCUAAGAUUUCAGUUGAUGGUGUACCUCCACUUACUGUCAAAUAUUCCAAAUUAAUUAAGGGCGAGGAGUCUAAAUUUUCAGUUCAAAGUGUCAGCCCUGAACAUCCAAUGCAUCAUUCAAUUAAGGCCGCUAAAUCAUCGAUAUUUUGGAAUGGUCAAGACACUCUUUCUUGGGCUGCAUCUCAGUCAUUGGAAAUUGAAAUGGAUACAGCUUUAACCACUACCGGUGACUGGGUCUACUUUAUUGAUCAAGUUGAAGACGCUCUUGGUAAUGUGGUCAAUUACAAUAAACUUUACAAUUAUCGCGAAAACCCUAAGCUUUUAUUUUCAAAGUCUUUGGGCUACGGGUUUCAGGUUCAUUCUAGACCACACAUAAAUUUCAAAGGCUGCGGAUCUCAGACCCCAGUUAAACUUAAGCGAAAUGGUUCUGCUCAACUACAGGUGUUUAUUAAUGCCGAUUUGGAAAAUGGUCCAUUUGAAGUUGAGUUGGAACAUUCUCCCUUGGAAGAUAGCGACGACUCAGGUUCGUAUUACACAUUUACUCAGAACUUUACACAUCAAAUUGGCCAUAUCCCUGUCAAAGAGGCAGGUAUUUACAAAGUUCUUAAUCUAAACGGAAGGUAUUGCCAAGGAACAGUUUUGGAACCUUCGGCUUGUAUUGUUUAUGUCCCACCUGAGCCAGUUGCUAAAGUUACAUUUGAAGAUGUUGAAGACAAAUGUGCUGGUCCUGUUGGUGUUGUUGCUGAUAUUUCACUUUCUGGCACUCCUCCAUUUACCGUCUACUACCGAAUUAUUAAGAAUGGUGCCAUUAUUCGCAAUGAGUUUAAAACAAUUAGCCAAACCCGUGAUAAGAUUACUCUCAAACCAAACGAAGCUGGCAAUUAUGCUUACGAGUUUUAUAAAUUGAGUGAUUCCAUCUACAAAGACAUUGACAUCAAGGGACAAGAGGGAUCUCGCAAAGAGCAAACUAUUCAAACUUUGGCAGGUGCUACCUUCGUCAGUCCUCGUAUUCGCAGAAAGGCUUGUUCUGGUGAUAGCGUUGAACUUCCAGUGCAAUUGUUUGGCGUACCACCAUUUAAACUCAAUUAUGAAAUUGUUCAUGGCUCCUCCCGUAAAAUGCCUUUCACUCAGGAGAACAUUACUGGAUCCCGAUUUGUUAUCAAAACUGAUCCCUUAAAAGCUGGUGGAUCUUAUACUGUUUCACUUGUUUCAGUUGAAAACAAUAAGGGAUGUGUCACUACUUUAAAAGAGCCUGAUGUUGUUAUUGAUGUUAGCAGAAUGCGCCCGACUGCUGGGUUCUUGUCAAUUAACGGAAAGCGAAGCCUCAUGACUCUUGAAGGUAAUAGCGUUGGCCUUCCAACCAAAUUUAGUGGAGAGGGUCCGUGGAACGUUGUUUACAAGCACACUAAUGUUAAUGGGACUGUGAGUCGGUACACUCAGACUAUGUCUAAGCAAAAUGGUGAGCUGAUUUACGUCAGUUCUGAAGGCAACUAUACCCUUGAAUCUGUUAAAGGUGCUUAUUGCCCUGGCGAGAUUUCUCCUGAAAAUAAUUUUGAAGUUAAAUGGCUGGAACGUCCCACUCUGUCUGUCAUUCCCAACACAUUGGUUCCGCUCGGAAAUAAUAAUUACCGACGUGAGGCUGUUUGCGAGCAAGAUGAUGAUGUUUUAGAACUUAGUUUGACUGGUUCUUCUCCCUUUAAAAUAUUUUAUGAUAUCACUGGUCCUCGAACCCUUGUUAAUCAGAAACUUGAUGUUGGUACCAAGUAUGCCUCCAUUAUACUACAAACAUUUAAGCCUGGUUUAUACAAGUAUAAGUUUACGGGCAUUUCAGAUGAUGUUUAUGGUGAGCGAGACAUGAGCCGGUUUGAUUUCAAUACAAUUACGGUAGAACAGAUGGUCAAUCCACGACCAGCUGCGUCGUUUGCUGAGAGAUCAAAGACUUACAAAAUCUGUGUGAAUAAUGAUGGACGAUCCAAUGGUGAUGGUAUCCCCAUCUUGCUUAAUGGAAAAGCUCCAUUUUCAGUAUCUUAUAAUGUUUACCAUGAGAGUACUGGUAAAACCGAUAUUCACACAAUUGACGGGAUUGAGGACAAGAAGUUUUACUUGAGCCAGAUUUACAAGGGCUUGGGAUUGGGAACGCAUAGAGUUACUCUCACAACUAUUUCAGAUUCGAAUGGCUGCCGAAGAUCAUUGUCAAAAGAAGAUGAGGUAUUCAUUCAUGUCAAUGAUGUGCCAUAUGCCACUCCUCUUACUCCUCGGACCAACUUUUGUGUUGGCGAACGAAUUGGUUUUACUCUUAAUGGUGUUGGACCUUUUGACAUCACUUAUGAAUUUAAUGGUAAACGUCAAAGUGUGACCACUGGUUCACCAUUUUCUCGUAUCGCUUCUAAUCCAGGAAAUUUGACACUUGUUACUCUUUCCGACACUUCUUCGUGUGUUGUUAAUUUAAGUCAUGAGCCUCGGAUUAUUCACCCUAUGCCCUCUGUUAUGAUUUCAGAGGGAACAACAGUAAUUCAAGAUAUUCAUGAGGGCGACCAGGCCGAAAUCAUCUUUACACUUUAUGGAUCGCCACCAUUUUCAUUUACGUACACUCGCAGUGAAAUGGUUGGAAAUCCCCCUAAACUUAAGGUGGUAGAAACGAAUACUGUUAACCAAGUAUACAGUAACCAAUACAGCAUAUUUACAAGUCUUCAAGGAACUUAUGAGGCGAUUGCUGUCGAGGAUGCGUUUUGCUCGAUAUCGAGUUCAUCAUUUGCAAGUAAUAAAUAA
Molecule: messenger RNA, 3357 nt
Organism: Magnusiomyces paraingens
Lineage: Eukaryota; Fungi; Ascomycota; Dipodascomycetes; Dipodascales; Dipodascaceae
Exons: 3
Coding region: 1-3357 (1118 amino acids)
Biological process (GO): protein import into nucleus; nuclear pore organization
Cellular component (GO): nuclear pore transmembrane ring
Molecular function (GO): structural constituent of nuclear pore
Source: RefSeq, a predicted model, not a curated record